This is a messenger RNA of Punica granatum (pomegranate), 543 nucleotides long. Lineage: Eukaryota; Viridiplantae; Streptophyta; Magnoliopsida; Myrtales; Lythraceae. The record is from RefSeq and is a predicted model, not a curated record.
GCAGCACCUGUUUGGCGUCCCCGCAAGCGCCCUAGGGUUUUGUGGCGUCUUCCUAGGGUUUAUAGUUCGUCUUUCGUUCACGGACUCGGACAGAGAGAGGGAGGGAGGGAGAUGGAUUCAUUCUCGUCGCCGUCGAGUGGGUCGUCUUCCCAGUUCUCUACGGAUGAAUUCAUGGACCAGCUGAAGACUCAGCUUGCCCAGGCUUACGCGGAGGAGUUUCUUGAGACUGUGAGGGGGAAGUGCUUUGAAAAGUGCAUCACAAAGCCCGGUUCAAGCUUGAGUGGGAGCGAGAGCAGUUGCAUCUCUAGGUGCGUGGAACGUUAUAUUGAGGCCACCGGUAUCGUCAGCAGAUCCCUUUUCAGUGCACCACGCUGAGAUUUUGUUGCAAAUUCUUUCUCGAGCAAUCUUUGGAGGACAUGUCUUUAUAGUGGAACAUGCCAACAUAAUUGAGUUGCAUUGGUUACUCAUAGAGAAUUUAGCCGCCUUUCUGUGUAUCAAUGACUUAUUUCAAGUUCAAUAUGAUAUCAUUCUGUUUGUGAGAUA